UCCGGAUCGUGUCGCCCUCGCAGCCUCACAACGCGCGCAUCUCGGCAAUGCCAACAAGGCGAGAACCGCAACGCUGCCCGACCAACCAGUGCAGCACGUACGCAGCAGCAACGCCGGCAGAUUAGUCAAGGUCGAUCCAUCCAUCAAUGGCGUCGCUGCCCAUGGAGCUCUGCUUCGCCGCGAGCGCGGCGCCGGCGGCGACCGGGAGGCCGAAGCAGAGGUCGACGAGGUGCGCCGCCGGCGCUGGCACCGUGCGGUGCGCGGCGACGGCUCCGGCGCCGAUGGGGGAGAAGACGGAGUACCGCGACGGGCCGCUGGAGCGGGCGUUCAUGGGGCUGUUCGCGCGCAAGAUGGAGAAGUUCGCCGGGAAGAAGAAGCAGGAGAAGGAGAAGGCGGUGUGGGAGUGGGACUACGAGAGCUUCGUGGACGUGUCGCGGCGCGUGAUGACGGGGCGGACGCGCGCGCAGCAGCAGGAGGCCGUGCGCGAGGUGCUGCUCUCCAUGCUGCCCCCCGGCGCGCCCGAGCAGUUCAAGAAGCUCUUCCCGCCGACACGGUGGGCGUGCGAGUUCAACGCCGCGCUCACCGUCCCCUUCUUCCACUGGCUCGUCGGCCCGUCGGAGGUUAUCGAGGUGGAGCUCAAUGGCGUGAAGCAGAAGAGCGGGGUGCUCAUCAAGAAAUGCAGGUACUUGGAGAACAGCGGAUGCGUCGGAAUGUGCGUCAACAUGUGUAAAAUUCCAACGCAGAACUUUUUCACCAAUGAAUUUGGACUUCCACUGACCAUGAAUCCGAAUUUUGAAGACAUGAGCUGCGAAAUGAUAUAUGGUCAGGUACCACCUCCCUUGGAAGAUGAUCCGGUGUCAAAGCAACCUUGCUACCCCAACCUCUGUUCCAUGUCGACGCCAUCUGCACCAGUCUGUCCCAAACUUCAGAAUUAGACAAGGAAUUUUAUCGCUGAGUUCAGUUCAGAUCUGCGAAGGCUGGAUCAAACGAAGUUGAUACUUCAUCGUCCAUACUAGUUUACUUGCAGGCUGGCCAGUCAAAUUCUGAACCUUCAUCAUUUGGCGUGAUUUUUAAUUAAUUUGGCGUAUGGAAAAUAGGUACAUCAAAUCGUAAAUAAUAACCUAGCUGAGGAACGGUUGCACAAAAACAUUGGAUUGGUCCAGCAAUAACAAUUUUAUACGGAAUGUACAUAAUGUAGUUUUUAUUGAAAGAAGUUGUUAUGCUAAUAAGUUAUUUAUGUAAAGAUCCACCAUGGUCUCGAUCCAAAAUGGGAGUCAAGUUAAAAUUUCCUGUUCCUGUUUACGUGCUGUCGCUUUGCUUCA
Phragmites australis (common reed) is the source of this 1322-nucleotide messenger RNA. Its product is annotated as beta-carotene isomerase D27, chloroplastic-like. The coding region runs from base 147 to 935 and encodes 262 amino acids. Lineage: Eukaryota; Viridiplantae; Streptophyta; Magnoliopsida; Poales; Poaceae. The transcript is spliced from 5 exons. Gene Ontology annotation, molecular function: iron ion binding. The record is from RefSeq and is a predicted model, not a curated record.